CUUCAUUUCAAUUCUCGGCAAACACUCACCGUAGCUGACGCUUUUGCGAUGGCAGAGCUUUCUGUUUCUCCUUCUGAGGUCAUUGUUCGCCGGGAUGUCAAUACAGAUUUCGAAGUGCAGCCAAGAAUUACGGCUCAGGCCAUUGCCGAGCAUAAGUGCACCUACUGUGAUGAAAAUAGCUGGAUCUAUAUGGAAGAUAUCGAGCAACUAAGAUUGAGCAAUCACCGUCGAUGUCCGCUACUUCGUCUUGCGUUGGCUUGUUUUGAAUGGGUUAAUCCAGGCUUGUUCGAGCUUGGUUAUGCUGCUGCUGUUGCCGUGCAAGUAAGGAAUGAUGGUUGUAUAGAACUAGAAGUCAAGAAUGACCUGGGAGAAAGUCUUUUUCACAUCAUAGAUUAUUUGAAAAUAGUCGACUGUACUGGAAUAGCACACACUCUUGGAGAGUCGACUGGGCAGAAGAUACUUCCUGGCCGAACAUCCUCUGACUCGACGUUUUCGACCAUAAAUUGGUGGUUAGAGAAUUGCCUUUCUAAUCAUCAUGUCUGCGCUCAACCUUUACCUGGUACCUCUCGCGACUCUUUAGCUGGCAUCCGAUUUCUUGAGAUUCGACAAAAGUCUGUUCGCUUACGUGAACUUCAACAGUCGGCUCGUUAUGCAUGCCUAAGCCAUUGUUGGGGCUCGGGUCAGGAAAUCACUAAGACAGUAGAAGAAAAUAUUCAACAGCAUGAGGAGAAGGGAAUCAUGUUAGAUGUACUUCCCAAAACCUUCCGAGAUGCUGUUCAAAUCUGUCAAAAGCUCGGCAUUGGCUAUGUUUGGAUUGACAGUCUUUGCAUCAUCCAAAAUAGUCCAUCCGAUUGGGCCUAUCAAGCUAGUCGGAUGGCUGACGUAUACCAAAACGCAUUCGUGACGAUUGCUGCGACUGCGUCCGCAAAACCUACUCAAGGCUGCUUCAAAGAAACGCAUCGUGUCUAUCAGGGUGAAAUCCUCCCUGGAUAUGAGGACUUGCAUGUUCGACUUCGAACUCCGGAUCGACGUUUUUGGCAGGACAACGAUAUGCGUAAAGACUAUCCAUUAUUGGAGCGCGGAUGGACAUUUCAGGAACUGAGUUUGUCAUCUCGAAUUGUCCACUUCUGCGCAGAUGAAGUCGUUUGGCAAUGUCGACAUGGAGUGUUUCGCGAAAGCAGUCCAGGCAAAGACAUGGCUUAUUUCGUUCGGCUCUAUCCUCGGACAUACGAGCAGUACGAUACUGAGCUCUUGCUCAAACAGUGGCAUGAAGUCAUUCAAGUAUACACCGAGCGAGAAUUAACGUUCCAAAAAGAUCGGUUGCCUGCAAUCGCCGCGAUAGCGAAGCAUAUGCAGAAUUCUCGCGGCAGUAGUCGCUAUCUAGCGGGGCUAUGGGAGGACACUCUGCUUCAAGAUCUUUUAUGGUGUGCUCCAAACUCUAUGGAAAGUUAUCGAGAGUUUGACCCAAAUGCACAUCGUAGUGUGCCUACUUGGUCGUGGGCACAUGCUUGUGGAUGGGUGUACUGGCCAUACAGACCGGACACGGACACUCAAACGCUAUCCAAUAUAGUGAAAGUUCUUGCGGUCAAAUACGCAGUACAUGGCCCGGUCCUUUCCGGAAACAUAACACAAGCGCAAAUUGAACUCCAAGCGCCACUUAUUAAAUUGUCCGAGAUACGUUUGAUCAUAAUGCAUUCGUCCACGGGAGAAACAAGCAUGGAUUUCUGCCAGUCUGAAGUUGAUGCGUUGUACACCACGGCGAUUGAUGUCCGAAACAUUGCACCAACAAGCACUCUGUUCGACUUCGUAGCAUCAUAUCAUAAUUGGGAUCACCAUGGUUGCGACAAUGAGUUACAGCUUAUGCAUGACGACAGCUCGUUCGUUAUCCCUCUCGGGACUAUACGUGAAUUUACCAGUAUUAUCGGGGGUUUUCAGUCUGCACUGAUAGUUCAAAAGGUAGAUGGAGAGAAUCGUUUCAGGAGGUUGGGUGUGACUUCCUUCUGUUUUUACGGUUGUAACGUGAUACGCUUUGCGAGCGAAUCUCUACGGGUCCAUGAAACAGAUACAUCAUUCUACACAGUUUGGUAUGAGCAAGAGAUGGUCAAGAGGUUGUUAAGCAUGGAAAAGCACAACAUCACGUUGAUAUGAUCAACGUGCGACGUCGAGCGGUAAAUACAAACCCGAGUUGAUUCACAGAGGUUAAGCUUUUUCACUGUUUAGUAGUUUUGUAUGUUAUCUUGUUGAUCGUAAUUGCACUGACAUUUAUCCAACCUCUCAG
This is a messenger RNA of Dothidotthia symphoricarpi CBS 119687, 2278 nucleotides long. Its product is annotated as HET-domain-containing protein. The coding region runs from base 49 to 2148 and encodes 699 amino acids. The record is from RefSeq and is a predicted model, not a curated record. The transcript has 3 exons. NCBI's taxonomy places the organism in Eukaryota, Fungi, Ascomycota, Dothideomycetes, Pleosporales, Dothidotthiaceae.